This is a messenger RNA of Sphaeramia orbicularis (orbiculate cardinalfish), 1990 nucleotides long. It is a transcript of the gene sh3gl1b, whose product is annotated as SH3-domain GRB2-like 1b. The transcript is spliced from 10 exons. Lineage: Eukaryota; Metazoa; Chordata; Actinopteri; Kurtiformes; Apogonidae. Gene Ontology annotation, molecular function: protein binding. Gene Ontology annotation, cellular component: cytoplasm; presynapse; glutamatergic synapse. The record is from RefSeq and is a predicted model, not a curated record. Gene Ontology annotation, biological process: synaptic vesicle uncoating. Bases 347 to 1450 code for a protein of 367 amino acids.
GGAAAGUGAUUUUUUUUUUUUUUUUUUUUUAGGUGGCCACUGCAGAUUUGUUUUCCGUAGUUCGUACACCAGCGACUCGUUUUAGAGUAGCUAAUACGUUCAUUUGUUUUUAACUGUGCACUUUUCCUUAAGUUUGUGAGCUUUUGUGACAGUGUGAGGACUGAGUCUCGACGUGGACGUGGUCAGUUGGCGUGUCCCGACUUGGAGUGACGGCUGUGCAGUCCUAUGAUUCCUCCUAAACAAUUUUGCAGUGGCCCCCUUUUUCACAAACUAAAUCGCUAAGUUUUGUUGUACAUCGUUACCUGUUUAUUUCUUCCUUGAAGACUGAAGACGCUCGGGGUUCAAGAUGUCUGUAGCGGGCCUGAAGAAACAGUUUUAUAAAGCCAGUCAGAUGGUAAGUGAGAAAGUCGGUGGCGCAGAAGGAACUAAACUAGACGAUGACUUCAGAGACCUGGAGCGGAAAGUAGAUGUUACCAGUAAAGCAGUAGUGGAAGUGAUCUCCAAAACAUCAGAGUACCUGCAACCCAAUCCAGCUUCAAGGGCCAAACUGUCCAUGUUAAAUACCAUGUCUAAGAUUCGUGGUCAGGUGAAGAACCCGGGUUACCCUCAGGCUGAGGGACUGCUGGGGGAGUGUAUGGCCAAGUAUGGACGUGAACUCGGAGAAGACACUAACUUUGGUGGAGCACUGGUAGAUGUAGGAGAAGCCAUGAAGAGACUGGCAGAGGUCAAAGACUCUCUAGACAUCGAUGUCAAACAAAACUUCAUUGAUCCAUUGCAAGGGCUGUGCGACAAGGACCUUAGAGAGAUACAGCACCACUUAAAGAAGCUGGAAGGCCGUCGCCUGGACUACGAUUACAAAAAGAAGCGUCAGGGAAAAAUACCAGAUGAGGAGCUUCGACAGGCUUUGGAGAAGUUUCACGAGUCAAAGGAAGUGGCUGAGACCAGCAUGUACAACCUUCUGGAGACUGACAUAGAGCAGGUGAGCCAGCUCUCGUCUCUGGUGGAGUCCCAGCUGCAGUACCACCGACAGGCCGUUCAAGUACUGGAGGAGCUUUCUGACAAACUCAGAGACAGGAUGAAUGACGCUCAGUCUCGACCAAGACGUGAAUACACACCCAAACCCAAACCUAUCUUUGACUAUGGAGACAACAACCAUUCAAAUGGUGGAUACUCAUCUUCAAUUGCCCCUCCACCAUCUCGCAACUCAGAGCCAUCAUUUCACUUGGCCAGAUUGUCCUUUCGGAAGCCCAGAUUGUCCCCAGAGCAGCCGAGCUGUAAGGCUCUGUACGACUUCGACCCCGAGAACGAGGGCGAGCUGGGCUUCCACGAGGGCGACAUCAUCACCCUGACCAAUCAGAUCGACGAGAACUGGUACGAGGGGAUGCUGAACGGCCAGUCGGGGUUCUUCCCCCUCAACUAUGUAGAGGUGCUCGUCCCUUUGCCACACUAAUACCAGGGUAGAGCUCAGGAGAAGACUGACGAAGAGGAGGAGGAGGAGGAGCAGAGAGAGAGAGGAAGUAGUGGUACAGUAGUAGUGAGGGAGGAGAGUGAAGCCAAGGGAUGGGUGGAUUGUAGAAUAUUUCACCUUCAGCUCCAACAUCAUCAUCAUCAUUGUGGAAAAGCACUCCAGAUGAGAAUUUCCACCUGUUUUACCAGAAGAUAAAAGGAUCCAGAUCAAGAUGGACACAGAACGCCAUUACCUUUAAUCCAACAGUUAACAACCAACCCACAACAAAUGAAAAGAGAAUUAGUGUUAAAUCUGGUCACACUUUUGACUUCAGUGACACAUUUACAGUGUAUCAUCCUCUGUGUCAAACUGGAAACUGAGACCUCUGGGUGAGUUAAUGUUUAACAUGACUGAACUCUUCUAAAUCCUGUUCCCUUCGAGGACUAUGGCUCAUCUCGUGAUGCCACCUGCUGGCACAACCAAGAAUUACUUUUAUCUAAACUCAUACAGAGCCACAUGACUAAAAAUGUAGGUUGAAAAGAG